This is a messenger RNA of Dermatophagoides pteronyssinus (European house dust mite), 533 nucleotides long. RefSeq lists its product as uncharacterized. Lineage: Eukaryota; Metazoa; Arthropoda; Arachnida; Sarcoptiformes; Pyroglyphidae. The record is from RefSeq and is a predicted model, not a curated record.
AUAAGAAUUGAAACAUUUCUGAAAGAAAAAUAUAUUGUUUUGUUGUUGAACUUUUCUCUAACAGAAAAGAUGGGUUUGAAUCCAUUUUCAAGUGGCAACAAGUAUGGAUUAUGUUAUGUAUUGGUUCGCAUUGUAUUGGGCAUCGUGAUCGGUGUAAUGUUAAUAUCAGUACUAUUAUCGGUCAUCAAUAAUGGCAUUUUCGCAUAUAGCCUUAACGGUUAUGUUUGGCUAGCCAUUUCCAUUGUUUCGCUUGGCAUCGGUUUUCUUGGCGUAUGGCGUGAACAUUUUUUUGCCAUAUUUUUACUAUGUGUCGGUUCGCUUACGAUGCUAUGGCUAUCCAAUUAUGAACGCAUUAAUGUCGGUAUCUGGUCGGGUAGUUAUGUCGGUUCAGAAAGUAUGAUAAUGACAAUGGUGGGCCUAUCGGCAGUGUUUGCAUUCAUGUUAUACACUUCUGGCCAUCAAGAAAUGGGCUUACCAGAUUUAUGAUUCAAUUUGAAUUUGCCUAUAUGCUACAUGCUAGCGGCCAUCAAGAG